This is a messenger RNA of Dicrocoelium dendriticum, 1686 nucleotides long. NCBI's taxonomy places the organism in Eukaryota, Metazoa, Platyhelminthes, Trematoda, Plagiorchiida, Dicrocoeliidae. The record is from the annotation of a GenBank genome assembly.
AUGAGUACUGUUACUACUCCCAUGAUGGAAAACAGUCUGCACCACUUGCUUCCGAAUGAGCCCAUUAUUAAGGAGGUUGACAGAAGUCAAGAGAGUGAAUCUCUGUUCGUACAGCUUGUGGACAGCGAUGGCAAUGAAACCGGCAGUCCUAUUUGGCUCCCGUUGACAAUCACUCCUAAAGAGCUUACUGAUUUGUUAAACAGAGUACUUCAUCAGACCGAGGAUCGACCGUCUACGUACGAAUUCUUUGUCGAUAAUGUUCAACUUCUGGACGAUUUGCGGACUACUCUGUUUCAGUAUCGGGCUAAGCUGAAGGAAUCAGGGGAAAAUGAUAACCGGCUUCACGAUUUAGAAUCAGUGGUCCGAGUUGUGUACCAAGCACAGGCUAUCUUUCGUGUCCGCCCCGUCACCCGUUGCACCAGUUACCUCUCCCGGUCACAAGGGAGCUGUAUUGGUUGCACAGUUUUCUCCGGACGCAAGGCAUCUGGCAACUGGUUCUGGCGAUCAGACUGUCCGCUUUUGGGACCUAAAUACGGAAUUGCCGACAACGACCGGCUCCGAUGCUCAUCACUCUCCGGUCCUUUGUUUGGCUUGGUCUCCAGACGGUUUGUGCUUGGCCUCUGGUUGUCAAGGUGGCUUGGUUUGCUUAUGGAAAGAGUCCGACGUUGGCGACCUUCUACCUCACGAAAUUCAUGGAUUCGCUCCUUAACUUGGCGCCCGUUGCAUCUUGAUUCUGAUUGUCGUCAGCUUGCUGUGGCCUACGAGGACUGUUUCAUAGUUAUCUGGGACACCUGGACUGGCCAGCCUUUGAUCAACAUCACGGGUCAUGAGAAACCAGUCGUCUGUGUCCGUUGGGGUGGCACAGACCUCAUCUACUCAGCUAGUCAAGAUAGAACAAUUCGAGUUUGGCGCUCCACGGAUGGUGUUCUUUGUCGAACUCUCACACUUCACGGUCACUGGGUCAAUUGUCUCGCGUUGAGCACCGAUUACGUUCUGCGCACUGGUGCAUUUGAUCCAGCUCAUGCGAAGUUCACUAAGCCACCUCCUCCCGCUAGGUCGGACACUGUCCGAAGAGCACAAAUGAAAACAACCGCAGAGGAAUUGUAUCAUAAAGUCAAAGGUUCUGGUCCGGAGCGUCUUGUUGCCGGGUCGGAUGACUGUACUCUAUCGCUUUGGCAACCCGAGCAGGACAAGAAACCUUUGGCGCCACGGAUGGUCGGUCAUCAAGGGGUGGUGAAUGACGUGAAGUUCUCUCCUGAUGCCCGUUUGAUUGCGAGUGCCAGUUUCGACCACUCGGUCAAAGUCUGGGACGGUCUCACCGGCCAGUUUUUGGCCACUCUAUUCGGCCACGUUCAGGACGUGUAUUUAGUCUCCUGGUCCAGUGAUAGCAGACUACUAACAUCGUGCUCGAAGGAUUCCACCCUGAAGUUAUGGUCUCUGGCCGAGGUUCGACGAUGGGGCCAAGAGGCAAGCACUGUACCAGCGAAAGAAAAGAAGAAACAGAUUUUUGCCUCCGACGUGGCCGGAAAGGUAUCGGAAACAAAAGCCGCACAUCAGCGACGGCGUCAUUUGCUACACGAUCUUCCUGGACACGCGGAUGCAGUGUACGCCUUGGAUUGGAGCCCUGACGGUCAGUACGUUGUAUCCGGAGGCAAGGAUCGCGUUCUGAAGAUCUGGCGUGCGUAA